Messenger RNA from Lytechinus pictus (painted urchin), 1818 nucleotides. RefSeq names its product cholinesterase 1-like. Lineage: Eukaryota; Metazoa; Echinodermata; Echinoidea; Temnopleuroida; Toxopneustidae. Gene Ontology annotation, molecular function: carboxylic ester hydrolase activity. The transcript is spliced from 10 exons. Bases 1 to 1818 code for a protein of 605 amino acids. The record is from RefSeq and is a predicted model, not a curated record.
AUGGAGGUAGCUAAAUAUUUCGAAGUGUUAGUAAUAAUCGUAUUCUUUUCGACUACGUCAGCACAGUCUCCGAGAAGGAGUGUCUCUCAAGGAGUUGUCGUGGGAAAAACGGUACUAUUCGAUGAGAAUAAAUUCUUAAACAUAACAAAAUACGUCGACGUAUUCCAGGGUAUACCAUACGCUGAGCCACCAGAACGGUUUAGGCCUCCUGUUCUCAAAGCUCCCUGGUCUGGUGAUUACAAUGCAACGGCUUUUAAACCAGCGUGUGCUCAGGCUCCGUCAUUCUACUUUCCAAUUCAACAUGAAGAUUGUCUCUAUCUCAACGUGUAUGCCCCUAAUCCAAAGCCAAAAGGAGCUGCAACAAUGGUGUACAUUCACGGCGGAUCAUUUGCGAGUGGAACCGCCAUGACCUAUGAUUUAUACGGUGUUCCUCUGGUUGCCGUUGGGGAUGUUAUCGUGGUCGUCAUCAACUACCGUGUCGGGGUAUUUGCAACGUUUACUUCCAAAAGCGAUGCAGCUCCAGGCAACAUAGGCAUGUUAGAUCAAGUUGCUGCUUUACAAUGGAUUAAAUCUAAUAUUGAAGAGUUUGGUGGUGAUUCAAACAAAAUAACAAUUUUUGGUGAAAGUGCUGGUUCGGCUUCUGUGAGUUUCCAUCUGCUGUCGAAGCUUAGCCGUGGAUUGUUUCAGCAAGCCAUCAUGCAGAGUGGCACAGCAUUAUCUGGAAGGGCUUUUGAAGAUAACCCCGAAAAAGAGGUGAAAAAUGCCAAGAAGAUAGGACAAGCGUUUGGAUGUAACCUGACACCCCUGUCUGAUCUAGUAGCAUGUUUGCAAGCAAUAGACCCCAAUGAACUUUGGGUUGUAGCAGAUCAGGUGUACGGUCAGUCCUAUCGGGUUAACGUUGAUGGCGCGUUCCUGGAAGACACACCAAUGAAUCUCUACGCAGACGGAGACUUUAAGAAAGCACCAAUUUUGGCCGGAACCACAAGAGACGAGGGUACAUAUGAAAUGUGGCAUAGAUAUUUCUGGCCUUACGCUUCCUCUGAAACACCACCCCCAAUCAACCAGUCCGAAUUGGAGGAAUUCCUUGAAAAUACACUCAUAGCCGAAAACAUUAUAUCCCCGGACAAAAUGGAUAUACUAUUAGAUGCUGUACUCCAUGAAUACACUGACUGGUCUGUUGCAGAUGACCCGAACUCUGAUUACUUUCAGUCUGCAGUGGAUGCAGUAGGGGAUUUCUCCUUUAAAUGCCCUACAGAUGCUAUCAUAAGGGCCCAUGUCUCUGCAGGUGAUACGGUAUAUCAAUAUGUAUUCAACUAUCCAGUUACAACUACGAGCUAUUUCCACGUAGUUGGCGUUCUACCAUUUACCCCAUGGUUAGGUGCAGGACACGCAGAGGAACUCUUCUACGUUUGGGGUGGACCUUACAUCGACCAACUCGACAAUGUCCACGGUCAAAAUGUAACAUACGAUGAGAAGACACUCGCAGUCAACAUGAUGCGAUUCUGGACUAACUUCGCAAAGACAGGCAACCCCAGCCAGUCGGAUGCUGACGUCGCACCCACCGAUGGAGUCUAUGGAUGGCCAGAAUUUACAAACCCAGAGUUACGUCACAAGAUCUUAGAUGUGCAGUUAGGAGAGGGCAGGGCUGACAGGGCGAGUAAAUGCCAAUUCUGGAAUACCUAUUUCCCGAAACUUAAGUUUUCGACACAAUCAGUUGAUGAUUCCCAAAGACAAUGGAGACAUGGAUUUUCAAGCUGGAUGGAGAAGAUGCAAGAAUGGAAAAAGGAAUUUACUUUUUACAAAAGAGGAUGUGCAUAA